AUGAGGAAUUGGCUAGGCAAGCUACCGAAGUACAAGUACCACCCCGGAGGACGACCUCGGGGGAGUACGGCCGCCAGAAUGGCUGAGCAAAGGGCCCAGCAGGCCCAACCGAGGCCCAAGACAAAUAACGGCAACGGUCGACCUGGGGGAAACACCCAAAACACUGCUAGGAAUAAUCCUACGAGAAAUGUGCCUGCUGGAACUGGGAAUAACCGAGCUCCUUUGGUAGCUCGGAAUGAUAACCCUGAACCUAUCAGGAACAACCCGAAGCCUGUCCGAGCCAAUUCUAGUCCUUCCAGACCCAACAACGGAAGGCCACCGCCCUCACCAGUAAGGCAUCUGCCCUCACCGAUAAGACAUCCCUCUCCAGGUCGAGAGGCACCCCAUCCAGCUCCCAAUGGGAACCGUGCAGAGCAUCAAGCACCCCAGAGACCCUCUCGGAGUGCUCGAAGUGGGAGCCGAGACAAAAACCAUAGGGCUCGACCUGAGCAUAUGGGUGACCAUGAGGCCCUGCGAGAAGCACAUCGAGGGCAUAGAGCACCUCAACCAUCUGGAAGUCAUAUGUCGAGGUCACAAACGACUGGGCGAGAGUACAAGAAAAACUACCUCGCAACCAUCGAGCCACACAAAAAAAACCAGAGAGGAAUGUCAGCUUCCUAA
Molecule: messenger RNA, 660 nt
Organism: Humulus lupulus (European hop)
Lineage: Eukaryota; Viridiplantae; Streptophyta; Magnoliopsida; Rosales; Cannabaceae
Exons: 1
Coding region: 1-660 (219 amino acids)
Source: RefSeq, a predicted model, not a curated record